GGGGAGGGAGCUGAGCUGCCGCCGCUCCGGCAGAGCAGGGGACAGCCGCAGCCUCGGCGGCGGCACCGGCACCGGCAGCGCCUCCGCCCGCAGUGCGUGUGUGUGCGUGUGCGUGCGUGUAAUGAGCGAUCACCGCGUCCCUCCGCCCGCUGCCGGCUGACACCCACCGCGCGGGGCGCGCCAGGAGCAGCAGGAGGAGGCGAGGAGCCGCGGCCACCGCGCAGUGACCUUGGCCCAGGAGUGCAACGUUCAAAAGCGGAUCAAAUUUGUGGGACAUGGCACAAGGAAAUAAUUAUGGGCAAAGCAGCAACGGGGUGGCUGAUGAAUCCCCAAACAUGCUGGUGUACAGAAAGAUGGAAGACGUCAUAGCCCGCAUGCAAGAUGAGAAAAAUGGGAUUCCUAUUCGUACAGUCAAAAGUUUUCUUUCCAAGAUCCCCAGUGUCUUUUCUGGUUCAGACAUUGUUCAAUGGUUAACGAAGAACUUAUCUAUAGAAGACCCAGUGGAAGCUCUACAUUUGGGAACACUGAUGGCAGCACAUGGCUAUUUCUUUCCAAUCUCAGACCAUGUUCUAACACUAAAGGAUGAUGGCACAUUUUAUCGAUUCCAGACACCCUAUUUUUGGCCAUCAAAUUGUUGGGAGCCGGAAAACACAGACUAUGCCGUUUACCUCUGCAAGCGGACAAUGCAAAACAAAGCCAGGCUAGAGCUAGCAGACUAUGAAGCUGAGAGUUUGGCCAGGCUACAGCGAGCAUUUGCUCGGAAAUGGGAGUUUAUUUUUAUGCAAGCUGAAGCACAAGCAAAAGUCGACAAGAAGAGAGACAAGAUAGAGAGGAAGAUUCUUGACAGCCAGGAGCGAGCGUUCUGGGAUGUGCACCGGCCGGUGCCUGGAUGCGUAAACACUACUGAAGUGGAUAUAAAAAAAUCUUCAAGAAUGAGAAAUCCACAUAAAACAAGAAAGUCUGUCUAUGGCUUACAAAACGAUAUUCGAAGUCACAGCCCUACCCACACACCAGCACCAGAGACUAAGCCACCCACAGAAGAUGAACUACACCAAGAGAUUAAGCACUGGCAAAUGCAAUUAGACAGGCAUAGAUUAAAAAUGUCAAAAGUUGCAGAGAGUCUAUUAGCUUAUACAGAGCAGUAUUUGGAAUACGAUCCUUUUCUUGUGCCCCCUGAUCCCUCAAACCCUUGGAUAUCAGAUGACACCACUUUCUGGGAACUGGAGGCAAGCAAAGAGCCAGGACAGCAGAGGGUGAAACGAUGGGGAUUUGGCAUGGACGAAGCUUUGAAAGACCCUGUGGGAAGAGAGCAGUUUCUCAAAUUCCUGGAGUCAGAAUUCAGUUCAGAAAAUUUAAGGUUCUGGUUAGCAGUAGAAGACCUGAAGAAGAGGCCUAUCCGUGAAGUUCCUGCUCGCGUCCAGGAAAUCUGGCAAGAAUUUCUUGCUCCAGGUGCACCCAGCGCUAUCAAUCUGGAUUCCAAAAGUUAUGACAAAACCACGCAGAACGUAAAGGACCCUGGAAGAUACACAUUUGAAGAUGCUCAGGAGCACAUUUACAAACUGAUGAAAAGUGAUUCUUAUCCUCGUUUUAUACGAUCCAGUGCCUACCAGGAGCUGCUACAGGCCAAGAAAAAGGUAUUGGUCCAUCUUGCCUUUGUCUUGCCACUGUGCAAAGCGGUGGUUAUGUUUGCAACAAUACUCAGUCUUCUCUCCCCUGUGCCAGUGCAACUGGAUAUCUGGUAGGUGACCAGCUUGGCGUGUUUGGAGGGUCACAUACACACAGGAGUUCAAUAUACAUAUAUGUGUAUAUAUCCUGCAUGCGGGCAUGUUUCAAUAAGUUAAUCUAGCAAAACUUAUUUUUAUUUUUACAUCCCAUAUUGUACUGUUUUCUCUGUUAUGAAGCACCUUAAAUUGCAAAGUGCUUUACAAAUACAUUAAAAAAAUGAAAUAAAAUCCCAGAAGAAUAGUCUUUCAUGUUUGCAAGUUUGCUUAUGUAAUAAAUGUUGUUCUCUUUAUUCCACCUAUAAAAGCUACACAAUGUGUUUAGAAACAAUCUUAUUCCUAGGAAUAACUUCUAAUUUAAACUAUAAAUAUAGGGUCUUCCUAAUUCUGUUUCUUUCCCUGUUAUUACGUGAAUAGUUUUGAGUAAGUUAGGAAUCUGACUUGAAAGACUGAUCAUGUCACACUUCAGCAAACAGAGGCUCAUGUCUUGGUAUAUAUUAUUUGCUUAGCAAAAGUCCAGAUUAUGGAAUGAGUUCUGAAUAGACACCUCCCAGAGUAUGUGAAGAGGCUUGUACAAUGCAGAUUUCUAUAAUGAUAAAUACUUUUAUUAGUGGGCUCUAAACAGUAAUCUCCUAGAAUAAGCUGGGAGCCCUGUGCCUUGCAAAAUCAGGGCCCCGGUCAUUACUGGAACAAGGUAGUUAUUAACACCGUAGCAUUCUAUUGUUUAUAAUGACAACCUAAAAUUAUAUGAAAGUACUGUGUGAUGUUGUUUUUUGUUCAAACAUUGAUUUCUGAAGAUCCAAUAUAGAGAUGUUGAAAAUACCAGAAAGCUACAACUGUCCGUGUGAAGUCCUUAAGUUUGUGAAUGUCAGUUCAUUAACACAAGAUGUGCACUUCAUGAUUUCUUUUUAUUUUCAGUUUUUUUUUUAAUUAAACCAGUUUGAUCUCCAUGAAAAAUUAUUUUUGUCAAACACUAUAUCUGCUUUGCCCAUCCCCUGUUUUGCAGAGUCCCAUUACAGCUUCAUACCUGUGUUUGCUUCCUGAUUUAUACAAACUUUGUUUUGCAGUCCAUUGUUUCAUCAAUCCUUCUUUUCUACUCCAUUUUUUCUUGCUUUUCUUUUCCCCUCCUUUUUCUUUUUGUUUCCUUUUUUUAUUAUUUAUUUUAAAUUUAAGUUGGAAAACACUCUGGAUCGUCGAACAUCUUUUGAGAAAUUCACACGCAAUGUGGUAAGUUUGUUGCCUCGGAAGACUAGUAAACCUGAUGGGACAUCCUUCUCCCCUCCCCCUCACUGAUCCCUACUUUCCCUUUUUGCUUCUCUAACCUGACAAUUAAAAGUGUAUUCAUCACAGUUUGUAAAUUUUCCUAGGAAUGGCAGCUUUAUAAUGUGCUUUCAUUACAACCCCUCCUCCCUAGUGCCUUUCCCACUGACCUCAAUAGUCACACAUGGAGGACUGGACCUUUGGGAACCAUGCUUUUUGCGUUAGGAAGCAUGACAUUAUUACCUUUUUUUUUUUUUUUUAAAUUGUAGUAAAGAGUCUGUGAAAACCUGCUUGUUGUUGUUCCUUUUUCUGGUGCCUCCCAAAAUACUGAGUCUAACAGUUUGAAUACAUUGGAUUUCUUUCCUGUCUCCUUUUUAUUUUACUAAAAAAGAGUUUGUCCCUUUUUUUUUAAUCGGGCACAGGGGAAAAUAAACAAUAAUAAUUUCCCCAUCUUCCUUAAUGUCUAGCACAUCUUCUUCAGGACCAAAGAAUUCAUGCUGAUGAUGCACAAGGGUUUGAUUGGGGUUUCAUUUUGAUAAUGGACUACAAGAACUGAUUUUUUUUUUUUUUAAUAUAUAAUUCUCGAAAGCUAUUUCAUGAAGGUAAAAAAAUGAAGGCUGGUAAAUUUGCUGUGGGCAUUCUCUUGCCACCUGCCAAAAGAUCCACUGAUUUCCUGAUAUGUGCGAUUCUUUUUACUUAUCCAGUUUCUUUGGAUUUUUUUUUAACAUUGUGAAAGUUCAAACUAAAGCAAUCAACGCAUUUAUUUUUGUAGGGCAGAAACAUCCCUAUUUUCCCAUGCCAUAAAAACUGUACACCAACACUGAGGGCGAGCACUAACCUGUUAUGAAAA
Phalacrocorax carbo (great cormorant) is the source of this 3831-nucleotide messenger RNA. Lineage: Eukaryota; Metazoa; Chordata; Aves; Suliformes; Phalacrocoracidae. The record is from RefSeq and is a predicted model, not a curated record.